Messenger RNA from Symbiodinium natans, 672 nucleotides. Lineage: Eukaryota; Dinophyceae; Suessiales; Symbiodiniaceae. The record is from the annotation of a GenBank genome assembly.
AUGGUGAUGGGCGUGGCCUGCACUGGCACGUGUGAUGAAGCUGAAGCUGGAGGCGAUGCAUCCUGUCCUCCCACUCCUCCUGGGCCCGAUGCCUGGGGGGUGGUUUUGCGCAUCGUGGGUUCUCGGGCCGAGAAUGUGGACUUGUGCCGGAAUUGGAUCAGCCAAGGCACCGGAAAGAGAGUGCUGAGCUACCUGAUUACCCAGAUGCCAGGCUCCACGCGGCAGUACGCCCUUUUUGCUGUUGCGGGUCGUGCCUUCCAUCCACAAACUACGAUCUGCAAGAAGUAUAUCAAGGCCUCCCUGGAAGGAACAAAGUUCCUGGAGCUGUUGGACUCCGAGACUCUGGCUAAAGCUGGCUCUCUGCAGGAGGUGGAGCAAGCAGUGGUGUGCCCUUUGCACGGCUACCCUGUUGUGGACGAGUACUACCAAGCCGUCAGCCCCCACCCAUUCCUGAGCCAAAUUGCUGUGCCUACGCUGAUCUUGCACACGGAGGACGACCCCUGGGUGCGCUUCGAACCCCAGGUCCUCACGGAGCUACAGAAUCCUCGCGUCUUCGCGGCCACCACCCGGCGUGGAGGCCAUCUCGGUUGGCGAAGCGAUGAGGCCGGCAAGGGCACCUGGGCCGACAACAUGGCGGCGCAGUUCUGCAAGGCGGCCGCGAGUCACUGGUGA